Messenger RNA from Cyprinodon tularosa, 5669 nucleotides. Its product is annotated as ankyrin repeat and IBR domain-containing protein 1-like. The transcript has 20 exons. Lineage: Eukaryota; Metazoa; Chordata; Actinopteri; Cyprinodontiformes; Cyprinodontidae. Gene Ontology annotation, biological process: protein polyubiquitination; positive regulation of proteasomal ubiquitin-dependent protein catabolic process; ubiquitin-dependent protein catabolic process. Bases 285 to 3626 code for a protein of 1113 amino acids. Gene Ontology annotation, cellular component: cytoplasm; ubiquitin ligase complex. The record is from RefSeq and is a predicted model, not a curated record. Gene Ontology annotation, molecular function: zinc ion binding; ubiquitin conjugating enzyme binding; ubiquitin protein ligase activity.
GACCUGGCAACCCGACUGUCAGCUAUAGUGAACGGGGACUCAGCGUGAGCUACAUCUCUCAUCUAAGCAGCGUCUCUCCAUAAAGACUGCCUUACAUGUAAAAGCUUAUUUUGGACGGUUGUAACUGGCAACCACCUCACAAAGCCAAGUUUCCAGCAACAAUAGGUACAUUCUGUGACAUGCUGAACAUGCAGCAUCCUGGCUCAUUCAGCUCCAACAGCUUGAAGAAGACUUAAAAGGCGGCUGCGCUUUGGUUAGAGUUUGGACCGACUGUUUGUGGAGAAAUGGGGAACACUGCCACCAAGUUUCGUAAGGCUCUCAUCAACGGGGAUGAGCUCCUAGCCUGCCAGCUGUACGAGAGCAACCCGCAGUUCAAGGAAGCUCUGGAUCCCAACGCUACUUAUGGAGAGUCCUACCAGCAUAACACUCCAAUGCACUAUGCUGCCCGACAUGCUAUGAUGCGCCUACUCAGGUUGUUUCUUCUAAACAAAGAUGGCAAUCCUAACAAGCGUAACGUGCACAACGAGACGUCUCUGCACCUUCUCUGCAUGGGGCCUCAGAUCAUGACCUCAGAGGGAGCGCUGCAGCCGCGGAUCUCACGACCAAAUGAAGAUGAGCAGCGUCAAACCGAAUGCCUGCAGAUCAUCUUGUCUUGGACAGGAGCCAAGCUGGACCGCGGAGAGUAUGAAAGUGCUGAUAUCAAUGCGGCUGACAACAAGAAAAACACCUGUCUGCACUAUGCAGCUGCCUCAGGCAUGAGGACCUCGGUUGAGUUACUGCUGCAGAGGGGAGCGGACCUGUUUGUGGAGAAUGAAAACCGCGAGACUCCAUGUGACUGUGCGGAGAAGCAGCACCACAAGGAUUUGGCCCUCAGCCUGGAGUCACAGAUGGUCUUCUCUCUGGCCCCUGAGGCAGAGGGUAUAGAAGCAGAGUAUGCAGCCCUCGAUCGAAGAGAGUUGUACGAAGGCCUGCGGCCUCAGGACCUGCGUAGGCUGAAGGACAUGCUGAUAGUGGAGACGGCGGACAUGCUGCAAGCUCCUCUUUUUACUGCUGAAGCUUUGUUACGUGCCCAUGAUUGGGACAGAGAGAAGCUCCUGGAAGCCUGGAUGAGCAAUGCGGAGGAAUGCUGCCAACGUUCAGGGGUGCAGAUGCCCAACCCGCCUCCAAGUGGCUACAACGCCUGGGACACGCUGCCAUCACCCCGCACUCCUCGCACCACCCGCUCCUCCGUCACCACCCCAGACCAAAUCAGCCUCUUUGCGGGAGAUGACGAUUCAUCUCUGUGUGGUAUCUGCAUGUGCUCCAUGUCCUUCUUUGAGGAACCUGUAGAUAUGUCCUGUGGCCAUGAUUUCUGCAGAUCAUGCUGGGAAGGGUUUCUCAACCUAAAGAUUCAAGAGGGAGAAGCCCACAACAUAUUUUGUCCUGCCUAUGAUUGCUACCAGCUAGUACCAGUGGAAGUUAUAGAAAGUGUGGUCUCCCGAGAGAUGGACAGGCGCUACCUCCAGUUUGACAUUAAGGCGUUUGUGGAAAACAAUCCAGCAAUACACUGGUGUCCUGUGGCGGGAUGUGAAAGAGCCGUACGACUGAAUACUCAGGGCCCAGGGACCUCCAGCGCGGACCCUUUGAGCUUUCCUCUGCUUCGGGCCCCUGCUGUAGAUUGUGGAAAGGGCCACCUCUUUUGUUGGGAAUGUCGGGGAGAGGCACAUGAGCCCUGUGACUGUGACACCUGGAAGCUGUGGCUUCAGAAAGUCACUGAAAUGAAACCUGAAGAAUUGGCUGGUGUAAGCGAAGCUUAUGAGGAUGCAGCCAAUUGCUUGUGGUUACUCUCCAACUCUAAACCCUGCCCAACAUGCAAGUCUCCAAUACAGAAAAAUGAGGGCUGCAAUCAUAUGCAAUGCGCUAAGUGUAAGUACGACUUCUGCUGGAUCUGUUUGGAGGAGUGGAAAAAGCACAGCUCUUCAACUGGUGGUUACUACCGCUGCACUCGUUACGAAGUCAUCCAGCAGGUGGAAGAACAGUCGAAGGGGAUGACAGAAGAGGCAGAGAAGAAGCACAAGAGCUUUCAGGAACUUGAUCGUUUUAUGCACUACUACACACGCUUCAAGAACCAUGAGCACAGCUAUCAGCUUGAGCAGCGUCUGUUAAAAACAGCCAAAGAGAAGAUGGAGCAGCUCAGUCGAGCCCUGAGUGGAAGGGAAGGAGGCCCUCCUGACACCACGUUCAUCGAAGAUGCGGUCCUAGAAUUGCUCAAGACUCGCCGCAUCCUAAAGUGCUCUUAUCCUUAUGGGUUCUUUCUAGAACCCAAAAGCACAAAGAAGGAAAUCUACGAGCUUAUGCAGACUGACUUGGAGAUGGUGACUGAGGACUUGGCACAGAAGGUUAACAGGCCCUACCUGCGAACUCCCCGCCACAAAAUCAUUCGCGCUGCUUGCCUUGUGCAGCAGAAGAGACAAGAGUUUUUGGCCUCAGUGGCAAGAGGGGUGGCCCCAAAUGACUCUCCUGAAGCCCCCAGACGCAGUUUUGCAGGUGGAACAUGGGACUGGGAAUAUUUAGGCUUCGCAUCACCUGAGGAAUAUGCAGAGUUUCAGUACAGGAGGAGACAUCGGCAACGAAGGAGAGGGGACAUGUCCAGUGUCCGAAGCAACACACCCGACCCUGAUGAGCUCAGCGACACCAUUUUAGAAGCUCAGGAUGUAGGAGGUGGUCGCAGACCUGCUCAUUUGAUGGGCCUUGACUCCCUGGAUGAGGACGACCCUAACAUUUUACUGGCCAUCCAGCUGUCACUCCAAGAAUCAAGGAUGGCAGAGAUCGGCGCCAACCACGAUUUCCUCGCCAAUGAAGCCUCACUUGGCGCAAUUGGCACUUCCCUGCCUUCCAGGCUUGAGCAGAGCUCUCCGGGUGUCGAGGUCCUCCCAAGAGCUUCUCUGAGCAGCUCAGAGCUGCUGGAGCGAGGAGAUAACGUGCCGAGGCUGGGCAACAUCAGCAGCCAGUACUCUACAAGCCCCGGCGGCCCCACCUCUGUGAAAUACUGUGACAUUGACCGCCGGGUGCAGAAACCAGCCGCCCUUGGUGGCAGCAGCUCCUCCACCGGCUUCUUCUCUUCCUCCACCGAUGUGACAGACUCCACCACAUGUGGCAGUAGCGACCCAUCGUCAUCUGCCUUGCCAACCAAUGCCAAUCUGCUUGGAAACAUUAUGGCUUGGUUUCACGAUAUAAAUCCACAGGGUAUCACUCUGGUUCCGCCAUCCUCCUCAAACGACGACUCCGACGUGGGUCCGCUUCAGGAAGGCAGGGAUGGACACCCGCAGGACGAGGAGAGGGCUGGUUUUAGCGUCUUCGCUGAUGGUGGAAAACCUCAGGAGGCAGAUGUAGGUUUCUCCACUCAGAGGUCAAGCGACAUGGAGGAGAACAGCUGUGCUGUCGCCGAGAGGCCAACUCAGUUAGAUCUGGUGGGGUUGGACGCCACCCAGCUGCCUUACAUGGCAGAGCCUGAUAGUAGUGGAGAGCAUGCCGAGUGCACCGACUCAAAGGCCAGCCAUGUUGACAGUCCACGCUCCGACUAUGCCUCUGACCAGCUGCCCAGCACCAGCUCCUCUGAGUGGGAGGACCACUCACACUUGUUUUGAUUUGCUUGGCUGGAAUUGGAAGGUUUACUGAAGGCCAAAACCACUACAGACAGGAAAGCAGUUUCUAGAAGCUGCUUGUGUGGAAUGUAUUAAGAAUGAAGAAUGUGUUGGUUUUACAGCCAUAGUGGGGAAAAAAUAAAUCAGUUAAGUUUAAGUGCAGGAACUUUAAGCCAGCAGUAAAAUCAGAUCUUAGAUUUCCUUUUUUAGUAUUGUGAGCACACUGCAAUAAAAUAAAUAAAAGGAAGAACUUAGAAAUUUCAAUUAGGAUGCAGCCUGAUGGAGGGGGGAAAAAAAACUGAAUCUCCUUCCUAGAUUCAAGUGGAAUGGAGUUAAAAUAUCUAGCAGGCGUUUUCUACUGGAGUAUAGCCUACUGUAUGACUGAAUCAGGUGUUAAAGAGCAAAUUUAUACAUUGCUAUUGUAUUCAAACAAUUUCUAUAGAAGGUUCUUAAUGCUGUUCAUAUCAGCUUACUUUACAGGGUGCCAAACAGAUUUAAAAGCACAGUUUGUCGUCACCAAGUGGAUUCUUUUAAGCAAAUUGUGCCUGAUUACCACAAUCUCUGAAAACCUGCAUGUCCAGAGCCAUACUUUUUUUUGCUUUGAAGUUGUGGCUCCAUGUUAUUUUCAAAUCCCACUCACUAAAAGCUGUUGCGUGCUGUGUAAAAUUGAAUAGUGUUAACACUGCAGUGGUUUCAGACAUUAUGUGAAAGUCGCUUUCAAGAGAGGAAAAGGUUAUUUGUUCAACUGAAAAGCAGGUGGCCUGCUCAAAAAAAAGAAUGGAUUUGACAAUAGUUAUUCAUCUCUAAGAGCUUCAGUCUGAAUAGGAAGUGUCCUCACAGCUAAAAAAGAAGAAUACGCUGACAGAUCCCGCGGGGGCCGCCCUGGUGGAAUCAGCUCCCACAUUUGGAACUGAAUAAUUUGUAGCUCAUGUGAAAACCUUUGAGCUGAAUGUUUAAUGUGAAAAACAUGAGAGACUUUGUUUGUAUGCAGCAGGCAGGGUCAGCCAAUAAGAAAACCAGGCAAUCACUUCCAGUCCUAUUUUCUUUAAUUAUUACAGCUUGAGUUGUGUAUAGUGGAUUCAACUCUGCAGGGGAGUGCAUGAAGACAUCCUCGAAGUGUGAAAGGGGAGUUGAUGUUUUUGAAGCAGUUUUCAGUGAAACUGCAGAUUUAGUGCCUUUGUGUCAGUCUUCAUGAUUCACUUCUUUUUCCACCGUUUUUCCGGGUGCCAUUUGCACAGACUAAAACACCUGUUACCUUAAAGAAGCGUCUCUGUUAUAGCAUUUAGUGGUCAAACACAAACAUUUUGUUGUUUUUUUAUUAAUCCAGACAUUUUGUAGCAUGUGCAUUUUGGUUUGUUCACAUCAUAAUGCAUCGAUGAACAAAACUGAUAGUUUAAUGGUUUAAUAAAAAAUGUUACUGUUCUAUUGUUAGUAUUAUAUUUAGAAGGGCUCUCCGCCCUGGAUUUCCAAACGGUUUUUCUUAAAAAAAAAAAAAAAGGCAAAUCAUUUAUUUCCAUAAAGUUUGUCGACAGUGUUUGUAUCAUGUAUCUGAAGACGAAUUGAAAAAGAAUAUAACGUAGGUAUUUCUGCUUCUAUUAAUAACUUGUGAAUAAUGGGAUGAAAAACAAUCAUGUUUGACCUUCCAGAAUACAUUUUAUGUACAGACUCAUGUCUGAUUCCAGUAAAUUAACUUUAUAAAAGUUGAUGCGUGGUGCAACACUAAAUCUAACAGCAGUUAUUGCUUAAGUAUUCAGAUUGUCAGUGCCAUAUAGAUAACAGAUAUAUGAUGGUUGGGAGUGUCCCAAUCAAAGAGGACGUGUUUCUCUGUGUAAUGAGUGCAAUUAAAGGAGGUUCUACUUACGUUUCACCUCUAAUCGCUUGGUCUAUUUUAAGAAAUGAUAACUUUUUAAACUCAUUAAGUUUUUCUAUUGUAAAGCAACUAGUUCUUAAAAUGUUGUUUGCACUUUCAUAGUCUAUACUUGAUACAUUCCCUCUUUAUAUGAAAACUGUUUGGUGUGUGAUGCCAAUAAACUGUGCUGAUUUUUA